Molecule: messenger RNA, 1640 nt
Organism: Plectropomus leopardus (leopard coralgrouper)
Lineage: Eukaryota; Metazoa; Chordata; Actinopteri; Perciformes; Serranidae
Gene: ethe1
Product: ETHE1 persulfide dioxygenase
Biological process (GO): hydrogen sulfide metabolic process; glutathione metabolic process
Cellular component (GO): mitochondrion
Molecular function (GO): sulfur dioxygenase activity
Source: RefSeq, a predicted model, not a curated record
CACAAUGGACAGUAGUGACCGGUAAUGACACAUGACUGGUGCAGGAUCUUACCCUCAGACAUGCAUGUGGAGGAAGUUGACCUACUGGACUGUGGAUUAUGUUAACAUCUCGUUGCGAUGGCAGUUACAGCCGCUGUAAAACAGAGUGAUACUGCAACACCGCUAUUAUCUCUUGGUUCAUACAAGGUCAGAGCAUUCAGGCUAAUCUAAACUGUGCGAUAUCUUGGAGGAGACUAGACAUUACCCUCCACAAACUCGGGGACAAAGCGGCUGCAUAUCGUGACCGGCUCAGAGCGGCAGCCUCUCUGGUGCCUUCAAACAGGACAUUUGUCUCACUUUAAACAAUUAUUUGGUAGUGCAGUAAAAGCAAUUACCGACAAACGAUAUGUGCUCGGUAAUAAGCAGAGUGAAACCAGUUCAGCGGGCUCUGGCUCUCACGCUUCGCCUCGGAGGAAACACCGAGCGCUCGUGUUACGCUUUGGCCGAGAGCAGGCGCCUCUGUCGCGGCGUGAGUGCUGGCGUUGAACCGCUGCGAGCUCCCAGCAGAUCGUACUGCUCCAGGAUGGCGCUGACCGAAGGACUGCUCUUCAGACAACUGUUUGAGUCUGAGAGCAGCACCUACACCUACCUGCUGGCAGAUACAGAGACCAAGGAGGCGAUACUGAUCGAUCCUGUGCUGGAGACCAUUGACAGGGACCUGAAGCUCAUACAUGAACUGGGGCUCAAUCUAAAAGUGGCAGUGAACACCCACUGCCAUGCGGACCACAUCACAAGCACUGGGCUAAUGAAAAAAAGAUUGGUUGGGCUGAAAAGUGCAAUCUCCAAAUUCAGCGGUGCCACUGCAGAUAUCCUCCUGUCAGAGGGAGACAAGAUCACCUUUGGAAAACAUUAUCUGACAGUGAGAAAUACACCGGGACACACUGAUGGGUGUAUGGCGCUGGUGACAGGGGAUCAGAGCAUGGUUUUUACUGGGGACGCUCUGCUUAUCAGAGGCUGUGGCAGGACAGACUUCCAACAAGGCUGUCCUAAGACGCUCUAUGAGUCAGUCCAUCAGAAGAUCUUUACUCUGCCUGACCACUGCCUUGUCUACCCAGCACAUGAUUACAAAGGUCAGAUGGUGUCUACGGUCGGUGAGGAGCGCAAGUUUAACCCACGCUUGACCAAAAGCCUGGAAGAGUUUGUGAACAUCAUGAAUAACCUGAAUCUCCCCAAACCUAAGAAAAUAGAUAUCUCAGUGCCUGCUAAUCUGGUUUGUGGAGUACAUGAAGUCUGAAUGUCCUGCAAAAAGAAGAAUUUUAAUCAAAUCAACAAAUCAUAGAAUCAGAAUCAGCUUUAAUGGCCAGGUAUGUGUACACAUGCUAUACAAGACUCCCGAUUUUGCACAUAGAAAAGUGAUUAACAUUUACAUGUUUCUAUCUGAGCAGAAUUAACAAAAGAUGUCAUUAUAAAGUGCUUUAUUGUGUGCAUUUAUGUAAAUUAUGUAUAUUUGAAUAGCUGCUAUCAUUUGGAAUACUGACAUCAUUGUGAUGAUGCUUAAAAUAAAAUAAAAUCUAUUUUGACUGAGUGCUAAAGAUCUUGACAUGAGGAAAAACCACUAUUGAUAUAUUUUUUGUAUUUUAAUUAAAUUUAAAUGUGACUGA